GGCCUGAGGCGUGGCGGCGUGAAGCGCUGUCAGAGCCGUGCUGCGAGGUUCAGCCUAGUGCCGGUACCGGGAGCUGCGACACCGCCAUCUCCGCCGCCAUGGAGCCCCAUCGCUGGCUGCCUCUUGAGGCCAAUCCCGACGUCACGAAUCAGUUUCUCAAACAGUUAGGUAUACAUCCUGACUGGCAAUUUGUAGAUGUUUAUGGUAUGGAACCAGAGCUGCUUAGUAUGGUGCCAAGACCUGUCUGUGCAGUGCUACUUCUCUUUCCAAUAACAGAAAAGUAUGAAACCUUCAGAACAGAAGAAGAAGAGAGAAUAAAAGCUAAGGGGCAAGAUGUCAAAUCAUCAGUAUAUUUCAUGAAGCAAACCAUUAACAAUGCUUGUGGAACAAUUGGGCUAAUUCAUGCUAUUGCAAACAAUAGAGAUAAAAUGAAUUUUGAAACCAAUUCUUCACUGAAAAAGUUCCUAGAAGAUUCAUUAUCUAUGACUCCUGAAGAGAGGGCCAAAUAUCUAGAAACUUACGAAGCUAUUCGUGUCACUCAUGAAUCCAGUGCCCAUGAAGGUCAGACUGAGGCACCAAGUAUAGAUGAAAAAGUAGAUCUUCAUUUUAUUGCAUUAGUUAACGUAGGUGGUCAUCUCUAUGAAUUGGAUGGGCGCAAGCCAUUUCCAAUAAACCAUGGGGAAACUAGCGACGAUUCUUUUUUAGAGGACGCAAUAGAAGUUUGCAAGAAAUUCAUGGAACGUGACCCAGAAGAAUUAAGAUUUAAUGCAAUUGCACUGUCUGCAGCUUGAAAGCCUUUUCCAGUGGGGCUAAUGCAAUGCAUUGUAACAAUAAAACCAUUGCCAUAUGUUAAUAGUACAAAUUUUGAUACUUCCCUAUCAUGUUGAUUAAUUGUAGCAUACAUGGAAUAAACUUUGCAUUUGUCCUUGCUAUUUCUUGCUGCUUGUUCCUAAAGCAACUUUGGGUAUUCAUAUACACGCAUGCAUUUUGUGCAAGACUUUCAUGUGGUGGGGUUUUCCCCCUUCCACCCUCUUAAAAGUUUUGGGAAUUACCGUCUGUGAUAUUUCAUCAUAAUAAUGAUGAGCUAGUUCAGAGCAGGAUUAUCUUUUGUAUCAUUCACAGAUAACGUUCUGAGUGGAAUAUGUGGUAUGUUAAUGGGUAAAAACUUGAAAUGUGAGGUUAUCUCCAUCUUCUAAUUAUAUUGAUAAAAGAAUAUUAUAAAAAACUUUUACAGGUGACUUGGGAUUUUUUUUCAGUGCAUUAUUUAUAAAUAAAUUUAUGGAAGAUAAAAGGCAGAAAAAGGACUGUUUCUUCUUACUGUUGGUGAGCACUGACAUAUUUUUAAAAUUAUCUUAGUCUACAUUUUGAAUAAAACUUAAUUUUGUUUCUCAAGCCU
Molecule: messenger RNA, 1396 nt
Organism: Nestor notabilis (Kea)
Lineage: Eukaryota; Metazoa; Chordata; Aves; Psittaciformes; Psittacidae
Gene: UCHL3
Product: ubiquitin carboxyl-terminal esterase L3 (ubiquitin thiolesterase)
Exons: 9
Coding region: 99-791 (230 amino acids)
Biological process (GO): ubiquitin-dependent protein catabolic process; protein deubiquitination
Cellular component (GO): cytoplasm
Molecular function (GO): cysteine-type deubiquitinase activity
Source: RefSeq, a predicted model, not a curated record